Messenger RNA from Orbicella faveolata, 4480 nucleotides. RefSeq lists its product as uncharacterized. Gene Ontology annotation, molecular function: protein binding. The record is from RefSeq and is a predicted model, not a curated record. Gene Ontology annotation, biological process: negative regulation of actin filament polymerization. Gene Ontology annotation, cellular component: cytoskeleton; cytoplasm. Lineage: Eukaryota; Metazoa; Cnidaria; Anthozoa; Scleractinia; Merulinidae.
UGCUAUAUAUAAUUACUGAAGGCAAUUACAUUCUCUUAAUUGUUGAAUAUGCAAAAUUAAGAUUUUAGAUUCUAGGGCUCAGUUAUCACAGGGAGUCUUGUCUUUAUAUGUAGCGCACAGGAAAGAGAGCCUAAUGAAGAUUUCUGAUUAUAAUACUGACAAGUACUCGGAAGGAAAAAGAGGGCCUUAGUUGAGGAGGGGACAUAACUUCUCCCCCCGUCUGAUAUUGAAUCUACGUCCAAUGUUAGAAGACAGGAGCUUUUCAUUUCGGGGUACUACGUACCACAUCGGCUGAAAAGCAAGGAACGAAAAAGAACAGUAGUGGCGUAAAACUUUGACCACGAGGAUAACACAUGCUCCACGAGGGGUGGCCAAGUAGGUAAUGCGGAAACAAGUACUUACAGUGUUGUACAUUGAACGAGGAAGUUAGCUCCAAUUGCAAAGUCAUGUCAGAUCAUAUAAUUGAAGAAAACAAUAUACAUGCAUUUUGUGGCUCUUGACAACAGCUAAUAGCGAGCUAAAUUCGGUAAUAGGGCUUCCCCCGGAGAAUAUUUCUCUCGAUUUUUUUAGUUAAAUCAUGCAUGGUUUUAUCAUACUUUCCAAAUUCAUAACUUGGCUUACAGUUAGGCUAAAUGGGUGAAAUAAUUAUAUUACUUGAGAUCUUCCUGGUAAAAUAGGAUAAACAGCUCAAAACUAGCAUAAAUCCCUCUUCACGUGCAAGGAGUACCCCCUCCCUCACCUCGCCUACGCUUCCCUACCCCUCUCCCACCCAAAAAAGGAGGCUAUUUUGAGCGCCAAUCGGACUCGUUCACGGGUCGGUGCACUCGCAUCCGACCGCGCCGUGCCGAAAUAAACCCCCGUUCGGGGGUCAUUCAUUUUGAAAGCUGCUCUUCGCGCGAAGAGAAUUCAGCAUAAGCACUUGUAAACAACUCUGUCCUUUACAAAGCCGAGAGAUCAAGACCACCUGGACACAGAGGAAUCUCAAAUCGCCUUCGCUGUUUAUCAGAGCUCUGUACAAGCCUGUGGCGCCAGAGAAGUAAAGAAAUCUUUGCGAUUUGCAUCACAUUCAUCCACAAGAUCACGGAGAAGUGACUACUUAGAAGAGCCGGGCAUUCAUGGUAUUGAAGGAGAGAGACCUUUAACUUCUCUUCCGUUGCUAUAAUUAAUGGCAAUGUCAAAGCCAUUCUAUCUCAAGGGUGGACCAAACAGAUCAAGGCCUUCGUCACUAAGUUCUGAUCCUGAGGAAAGUGCCUUCUCUCUACAUGGUAUCCAAGCUUAUGAACUUGAACUGGAGAGUGUGUCUGACAGCGAUGGCAGUAGCUGCAAGAACAUGGCAGACAUUAAUGGCAGUCCAUGCUCUUCAACACCUAGAAGUCUUUCCCCACUCAGCUCCCUGAGUAGUGGAGAUGGUCACCACACCACCAGCCAUGCAUUUGAUUUUCCCAGUGAACCCUUCAGUGUUCCUCGAUACAUCAAUGUGCACUCCCCUGUUUUGAGACCAAGUACCUCCCUCUUGGAAGUGUCAAUUGCCAGCUUACCGCCAGAGUCUGAAUUGAAGCAGUCACUUUUGAAAAUCCGUGAACAGAUGGCUUUGAGUCUUGCACGACUGAAAGAGUUAGAGGAACAGGUGCGGAAUGUGCCAACUUUGCAAGUUCGCAUAUCUGUACUCCAAGAAGAGAAAAGGCAACUUAUUAAGCAGCUGCAAUCCAAAGGUUCUCGAAAGAGAAGCCGAUCCCUGGGGCCUUCAUCCGGUGACUACUCAGUAUACAAUGGGCAUUCCAAGGGAUCAAAGAGUGACACUGAAAAUGAUGGUGAAGAUGACUAUACUCUCAUCAAGAAAAGACUCAGAGUCAAGUUGAAUUCUGUUGCCGUUGGAGAUUACUCAGUAAACGAUCCUUGCACUUGUUGUACCACAACGAUUCGAACAACCAAAAAGACCCCUGUGAAGUCUGUAUGUGUAGGAACAGAAUCUGUAACUGCACUAAAUAGUGUGUCACCAACAACACAGCCAAUGAGACAAAAAGUACAAACUAGAUCUAUUGGUGUUGGAAUGAUGAGGUCUUUCACAAGAGAUGUAGGUGUUGGGGAAGGAAAACCACUCAUCUACACAGAAAACCGUGGAACUCAAGCUUCAGCAGAAAUGGUGAAUUCUGGCUGUGAUGCUCCUUCUGUUGCUGUUACUAAAGAUGCGGCUGUUAUGGCACAGCCUGACUUACGCUCAAAAGGAGUCACUGCAGAUCUUCAAAGCGCAGGCCACAGUAGCCUUUAUGAGGAAGCAAAAGUACAGCCAUCACAAGCAAAAGUUAGCAUUGGAGUUCAGACAGGUGGAGGUUCAGGGGUCUCAUUGGUUUCAAUUGGGGUGGGUAUUUGCACCAUUGAUGAUGAACCAGCAUGCAGAAGAUGUUCAAACAGAAAGUCUCGAGCCAUAGUAAAAACUGUGGAUGAGAUCAUGGCCAAUCGUAUUGACAUCCCACUCUGCAAAUCUGUUGGCGUUGGUGACAUGAGUCUUGAAGAUAACUAUCUUUGCGAUCGUUGCAGCAAUCUUGAAACAAGAACAGUUGGUGUUGGGGAAAAGAUUGAGCUGAGAAAUGUUGCUCUCGGAGAUUUCAGUGUUUCUGAGGACUACCUCUGUGAUCGAUGUAGUAACAUAAAGACAAGAACUGUGGGCUGUGGUGUUGAUCAAAGUUUUACUAAGGACACUGGUUCUGGAGAGGACAAAAUCAAUGACAAGAUGUUGUGUGACCACUGUUCAAAUUUACAGACAGCAUCUAUUGGAACAGGUGAUUUUAAAGUGGAGGAGGACAUUUUUGUCUGUAAACUUUGCAGCUCCAACACAGAAAAUAAAAUAGAGACUCCUAUGACUGCAGAAGAGACAGUAGAAUUGGAAUCAUCUGUUCCUAGCAGCCAUCUUGCAGCUGAGGACAACAGUGCAGAGAGAAAGAUGCCUGUAAGGAAUAGAACCUUUAAAAAAGAGGCAUGUACUACACGCACAAUUGGUGUCGGUAGUUGUGGUAUCAUGGAUUCUUUCUGUACUAAAUGUGACAAUUUGCACACCAGAUCUAUUGGUGUUGGCAAUGGUAAUGUUUCAGUUGAUGUGAUUUGUGACAGAUGCUCCCAUAAGAAAACAAAGUCUGUUGGAACAAGCAGUGACAUCAUAGAAACAAGGACACUUGGUGUCAGUGAGUGUUGCAUAACAGAUAACUACUGCGACAGAUGCAUGAAUAUCAGAACUCAGACUGUUGCCAUUGGAGACUGCUGUGUGACAGACAGCUAUUGUGAACGUUGUUUUAAUGUCCAGAUGCAUUCCAUUGGUGUUGGAGACUUUGAUGUUAACAUCGACGAUAACCCACCAGUUAUACAAGCUAACCUUGUUUCUGUUGAUAACAAUACUAAAUUUGACUCAAACAUGAACUUGAAAACACAUGGGACCAUUACCAGUCAAAACGUAGUUAGACACACACAGUCUAAGCAACACAGUAUUUAUUCUAAUGAUGGCAUUAAAAAGGCACAUAUGCACAGCAAGGAGAGUGAACUUAAUGAAUCUGAUGGAAGCAUCGACAAUGAUAACCCCAGCAGUGACAGUGCAAGUCAAACCAGUGAAGUCAUGGAUACUGCUCAGUCUCCAGAGCGCAUUAGAAUUACUGAUGAAGUUGUUGUGGCAUGCAAACUCUUGAAUGGCCAUCUUUACAAAGGAAAAGAAAUUGGAAGGGAACAAAUGAUUUCGUGCAUGAGUACAGUGGAAAACAACUGGUUUCGCUGCGUUAGCGCAAGAGAGUGUGACCCCGAGAUAGUCAAAGGCCUCCUGAAAAUAUUCAAGAAUCAAAUUCACAUGCUUUUGGAAACCAUCAUCAAUCUUGUGGACAGCAAUGGAAACAAUGCUUUGCAUUACGCAGUUUCGUUUAGAAACUGGAAACUGGUCGAUGUUUUGCUGGACACAGGACUAAUGAACUUAAACUUGCCAAACAAGGCUGGAUACACGCCGAUAAUGAUGGCGGCGCUAGCUGGAGUCGUGAAGGAAGAUGACAAGGACAUUGCCAGGAAAAUGUUUAGAGCAGGAGACAUAAACAAGCAAGUUGAUGAAACAGGUCAAAGUCCACUUAUGUUGGCUGUCAGCCGAGGGAGAAUGGAAAUGGUCGAGCUUACUUUGGAGGCUGGGGCCGACAUCAACGCAACAGAUGAAGAUGGCUCAACAGCGCUGAUGUGCGCAUGCGAACAUGGUCAUCUGAACAUUGCUAAGCGACUGCUGCUGGAGGCUCGCUGUGAUGCAUCCAUUGAGGACAAUGAGGGAAGCACUGCCCUAUCCAUUGCCAUGCAGAGAAACUUCAAAGACUUAGCUCUCUUGAUAUACGGAAAUGUUAGCUUUGACCCUAUUGGGAAACCUCGGAAGAAAAUUGCUGGUCUUCCCUGUAAAGCGUCGUGAACACAAGGCUGUGAACAUGGUGCGAUGUUCUUUUCCAUUUUGUCACGCCAGAAACGUCCA